AUGUCUUAGGAUAAAAUAAAAGGAUUUAUACAAUAUUUGAAACCAUCGAAGGAUAUUUAAAACCAGUUUUUCUCAAAGAAAAAAGAUUAGCAAAGCUUUUAAUGCUACGUAUUAAAGAAUGAUGCUAAAGUGACUCCAUAUAGAAAUCCAAAAUGUUUAACACUUGAAUGCAUUUAUUCUUAAGAGGACUUAGUAUAAAAAUUUACAACUGACGCAGAAUAUAAUGGAAAUUUUAAAUUUACUUGUUAGUAUUGUAAUGCUCCUAUAUAUUUAAAUGCCUUUUAGCUUGACUCAAAUUUAUAAAAAAUUAUUGAUGAUUCAUAUCAAAAAAAUUAGUCCAUUAAAAAAAUCACAAUUUAUAAAAAUGGCAAAUGGGAUCCUGUUUUUGAUCAAAGUAAAAAUCAUUUAAGCAUGGUCGAUAUUCCCGAAGAAGAAAAUGAAGACUCUAUAUUACCGAAAAUUGAAGACUACUCUAAUUAAGACCUAAAUUCUCUAAUGGAAAAAUACAAAAAUGAUUGGCCAGCUGAUUUUUCUGAAACUGCAUUUAAGGCAUUAGAUAUGGAAGUACAUUUUCGCGAUUUGUAUUAAAUUGUUUUUAAAAAUGAGGUUACUAUUGAUUCUAUGAGAUUUCUUAUGGCUUAUAUGCAGAAUGUAAAUUUGAAGGAUAAAUAUAAGUGGAAGAUAUUUUAUAUUGGUGUGAAUAUGCAGAAUUUCGAUGAUAGUGCAAAUACAGGUAACUAUCAAUUUAUCCAAGGGUUUGAGAAUACUCUAGGAACUAACUAUACAGAAAAAUGGGAAUACAUCACUAUCUUUUUUUUGUAUCAAGGAGUUUGGACUUUACUUAUCUAUAAGAUAAAAGAUAAAACCGUCACAGCUUUAAAUUAUCACGACUUAGAUACAACUAUGGCGAUUUCUAAAUUUUUGUUUUCCAAAAUAUUAAACAUUCAACCUGAGAUAAAUUUUCUUCCAGCAUUUGAAAUAUCAAAUUAAAAUGAAUCGUAAUUUAGUGCAAAUCUUAUUUACUUAUUCUACUAUAAUCUUUUGGUAGAAAAAGACUUCUCUAGUUUAAAAGAUCUAAAUAAAGAAGGUAUAGAAACUUUUAAAUAAGAAACAUCAACUUUAAAGUGGCUGCUUUUAAAAUGCACUGAAAGAUAUAUUGAAAAAAAUAAUAUUUAAUUUCAUAAAAAGCCUUCGUCAAUAAAAUAGCCAAGCAUCCAAAAGACUCCCUCUAUUUCUCAAUAACAAACAUUAAAGGCACAAAGCUUUUAAAGAUAGCCUACUCCAAAAUUAUAACCAAUAAUCGAGAAAGAACCUUCUUAAGAGUAACUCAUUUCAAACUUUGUCCAAUCAAGAGAAAGCAUAAGAACUCCAAGUUAAAAAAAUUAUAAUCCUUCUUUGAAUUACAUCACUUAUUAAAAACCUUCCCCUUAAGUAAUUCAAAAAAAUCCUACUCCCUAUAUUCCUCCCUCUUAAAAUUUUAAAGAAGAAGAUAAUCAAGUUGUCUAGCUAUCUAGAGAUGACCUUGUAAAUUUGCUAGAAAAAGUUAGACAAAAUGUAUUAUAUGAAGUAAACAACCCUUAAAAGGAUCUAGCAAAAUAGUACGUAGAAGACAUAAAUAAAUUUAAUGUUGUGUUGGAUAAGUUGGAUUAUAUGCAACCAAGCACACUAAAAAACUAAUCAAUUUUGCUCAGCGGUCAGGAAAUGUACAACAUUUUAGAUAAAUUUAGAAAUGAUUUAUAUCGUAAAAUAGGCUAGGACAGAAAAUACGGAAUAAACUAUAUCGAUCCAAUGAUUGAAAAAGAAGAGGCUGAAAAAAAUUAACAGGCCUUUCAAUAAUUACUGUGGUAUUACUACUAGUAUAAUCCUUAAAUGUAUAAACAAUUAAUUGAUGAGUAUAACCACAGAUUUCAUAAUUAGUUGCUUGAAAAAAUGGGGCUAAGUGAGAAAUUCUCUUUAAAAAAAAUGUAAUAAUAAAUUAUAGAAGAUUAGUUAAGGAAUCAGCAACAACAUAUUUCGUAGCCUUAAUUCAAUUUAAAUUUAGAUAAGAAUCCUUAAAAUUAUGGAUCAUUAAAUAAAUCUUCAGAUAGGUUGUACAAUUCACUUUUAAAUAAAAAUAAUAGUAACGACUAUGUUCUAUAAAAUAGCUUAAAUAAGAAAAAUAGCAUUCUUUUAAGCGGCUAAAAUAGUUAGAACAUUAAUAAUAACAAUAUUAAUAUGAGCAAAGAGAGUUUAAAUAAACAAAGCAGCAUUUUAUUUAAUAAUUCAUACUAAAAGAACAAUAAUUUCAAUCAUUCUUCUUCCUUUUAAAAACCUCCUGGUUACUUUAACAAGUAAUGA
Molecule: messenger RNA, 2337 nt
Organism: Tetrahymena thermophila SB210
Lineage: Eukaryota; Ciliophora; Oligohymenophorea; Hymenostomatida; Tetrahymenidae
Exons: 5
Source: RefSeq, a predicted model, not a curated record